Molecule: messenger RNA, 666 nt
Organism: Hyaloperonospora brassicae
Lineage: Eukaryota; Oomycota; Peronosporomycetes; Peronosporales; Peronosporaceae
Source: the annotation of a GenBank genome assembly
AUGGCCACCAUCUACAGCGGACUGCCCGCCCACAUGCGCUUCCCGUUCGGCUCUGCCCACACGCACUACACGUCCAACGACGACGCCGCGGCGCAGAUUCAGAUGCAGAUGCAGAUGCAGCAGCAGCAGAUGCGGUACAGUCCGUACGUGUCCGAGCCGAGCGCUGUCGAGGGAGUUGUCCUCCGCCGACCUCUCUCGCUGUCUUCGGCGGCCUCUACGGGCGCGCCGCUACUUUCCACGGCCAGCGGUACAUUUGGCCGCGCGAUGAAACCCCCCGCGCACCCGCUGGGCCCGUUGUACCCCAGUCCCGAGUCGGCGAGCCACGUGUUUCGCCCUGCGUCGCCGCGCUUUCGGUCGCACAGUGUCGCCGCUUGCGCCUACACGCCGCCCUCGAGGAUGCACGAGACGUACGCGUCGCCGCCGCCGCUGCCGCAGCACCAGCAACCGCUGCUGCUGUACGCGUCGUCCCGUCUGGGGGACCGCCUCCAGCAGCAGCAGCAGCCGUCGCUCGACGUGCUGCUCGUGUCGCCCGGUGUCCCGACGCCAGUGGAGCUGUCGAUCUAUGAGAUCAAACAGCCGACGGGUUUCCUCCACGUGACACGUGGCAAUCAGACGGUCGAGUUCCUGGACGGUGUGGCCAAUAUGCCGCCGCCGAAACAGCGGUAG